Messenger RNA from Fusarium venenatum, 1044 nucleotides. RefSeq lists its product as uncharacterized. Gene Ontology annotation, molecular function: oxidoreductase activity, acting on the CH-OH group of donors, NAD or NADP as acceptor; NAD binding. NCBI's taxonomy places the organism in Eukaryota, Fungi, Ascomycota, Sordariomycetes, Hypocreales, Nectriaceae. The record is from RefSeq and is a predicted model, not a curated record.
AUGUCCCCAAGCCGCGUUUCGAACAAGCCUCACGUUGUGAGCCUGGGCGCCCCAAAGUUCGCGGGUGCCGAGUAUCUCGAGGCUUUUAGUAAGGAUCAUGAUUUUGAGGUUCUCGACGCGACAGAUCGCCAAGAGACUCAAAAGCGUCUUCCUGAAUUAAUAAAGGAGAAGGGACCAGUCGAUGCCUUUGUCAUCUGCAUGGGCACCCCGCCUUUCGAACCAUUCGACGAGGGUCUUCUCCGGUCGCUAGCUACUGACUGCCGCAUAAUUACUUCAGCUUCUGCUGGAUACAAUGAGUUCGAUGUUGAAUGGAUGACUAAAAACAACAUCCUUUUCUGUAACUCGGUAGAUGCGGUUGCUGAAGCCACCGCAGACAUGGCCAUGUUUCUAAUCCUGGCCACUUUGAGAAACACAUCCAAAGCCGAGCGAACGGCCAAGGCUGGGAAAUGGCGAGGAGAGCCCGGUAGUCUUGUUCCUGCGCGAGAUCCUACAGGCAUGACUCUGGGCAUCGUCGGCAUGGGCUCCAUCGGCAAGUAUCUGGCCAAGAAGGCGGCUGUCUUCAACAUGAAGAUCAAGUAUUACAACCGACACCAGCUCCCCAACGACGUAGAGCGCCAGUACAACGCCACCUACUGCACCACUCUAAAUGAGUUACUGUCACAGUCUGAUGUUGUGUCGCUCAACUGCCCGCUCAAUGACAAGACCACCAGCCUGAUGAGCACAGCCGAGUUUGCCGCCAUGAAGGACGGAAGCUUCCUUGUCAACACGGCACGCGGAGCAGUUAUAGACGAAGAUGCCUUCAAGGUGGCGCUCAAGACUGGCAAGAUUGCUAGAGCAGGGCUCGACGUGCUAGUCAACGAACCAAAUGUCGACCCCUGGUUCCUAGAGCAGGACAGCGUCAUUAUUCAACCUCACUUGGGAGGGUUGACAGAUAUCGCUUUCCAGAAGGCUGAGCGGGAGUGUUUUGAGAAUAUCAGGACUUAUUUCCGAACUGGCAAAGCAAACAGUCCCGUCAACGCCGGUUGUUUAAAGCCUAAUUUGUAG